AUCUCUUCCUCCUCACUCGGAUAUUUCUAUAUCAUUGUCACCUAAACAAUAAUGCAAUAUCGAAAUGAAAAAAGAGAAACCAGAAUUUCAAUGUACAAAAGUAACAGAACUCCCAAGAAAUUUGGAGCCACUUUGAUGAACCUUUUCCUUUAGUUAGAGUUUAUUCUCUGUCGUCUACUCCUAACUAUGGCCGCAGUUACUAGGCUUCACAUAUGCCCACAUGGCUUAGACCGGUUCAGCUUCAAGGAUCAGCUCAGACCCGGUCCAAGAAUCCUCAUCGGACCGGGCUUUCGUUAUGGGGUCCGGUUGAAAGGGUGCCGGGCUUAUAGGAGUGAGGAGGAUCAGUUGGGAGAGAAAGAGAUGGAAAGUGCGAGAAAGUCCGGGAAAGUGAAGGAAAAAGAAACUUUAAAAUUGAGAAAAGGAAGUGGGUUUUGGAGUUGUUUGAAGUACGCAGUUACAAGAGGUUUUGGCUUUGGUCCGAGGAAUGAUGAUGAGUAUAGUAAGGCUGUGGCCAAGUUAGAGGAAGUGUUUUCCUCGAUUGCCAUCCAAAUUGGAAGAUAUAUUGUGACAAUGAUGAGUACUGGAGUUAUACUAGGAGUUGGAUUUCAGUUGUCAGGCGGAGACAACCAGUUGAAUACCUUAAUCUGGUAUAGCUGGCUUGGAGGGAUUAUUAUUGGGACUAUGAUAGGUGCUAACAUGGUUUUAGAGGAACACUGCCGUGCCGGUCCGCGUAACGUUGUCGUAACCGGAAGUACUAGGGGACUUGGCAAAGCACUUGCUCGUGAAUUUCUUCUCUCUGGAGAUCGCGUGGUUGUUGCUUCUCGCAGCCCCGAGUCUGUGCAAACAACUGUCAGGGAGCUAGAGGAAAACUUGAAGGAGGGUAUAAUCGCCGCUGGUAGCUCAUCCAAAACAAACCUGGGCCGGGCAAAAGUUAUCGGCAUAGCAUGUGAUGUUUGUAAUCCUGAUGAUGUACAGAGAUUGGCGAAUUUCGCUGUCGGCGAACUUGGUUCUAUUGAUAUUUGGAUAAACAAUGCCGGCACAAACAAAGGAUUUAGACCCUUGCUUCAGUUUACUGAUGAAGACAUUACACAGAUUGUCUCGACAAACCUGGUUGGCUCCCUACUCUGCACGCGUGAAGCAACGCGUGUAAUGAGAAACCAAGCUAAGGGAGGGCACAUAUUUAACAUGGACGGGGCCGGUUCUGGGGGAUCGAGUACACCUUUGACAGCUGUAUAUGGUUCAACAAAAUGUGGGCUUAGGCAGCUCCAAGCGUCACUUCUUAAGGAGUCAAAGCGAUCAAAAGUAGGGGUCCACACAGCAUCUCCAGGCAUGGUUCUUACAGAUCUGCUCCUGAGUGGUUCAACCAUACAAAAUAAGCGAAUGUUCAACAUCAUCUGCGAACUUCCUGAAACGGUUGCUAGAAGUUUAGUUCCACGCAUGCGAGUUGUAAGGGGAAGUGGGAAGGCAAUCAACUACUUGACCCCGCCUAGAAUCUUAAUUGCUUUAGUUACUGCAUGGCUGCGACGAGGACGCUGGUUUGAUGAACAGGGAAGGGCAUUAUAUGCGGCGGAGGCAGACCGGAUCCGCAACUGGGCUGAAAACCGCACUCGCUUCUCCUUCACAGACGCAAUGGAGAUGUACACGGAGAACACUUGGUUGUCCGUCUUCUCGCUCUCUGUUGUGUGUGCCUUCAUAAUACUUUCUAGCACCAGCAGCAACUACCCUGGCACUUAAAGGAGUUUUCGCGCCAUCAAAACCAUGAAGCACUGGGAAAAUUAUUGGUUAAAUGGAAUGACUUGAGGCUUAAGCAACAGAAUAGUGUGAAACAAAUGCAGUUUUUUCACCCUGCAUCCUUCGGUCAACUAAAACCCACAGUGCUUAUUGCUUUUAAUCACCAAUCUAUAUGUUUUGACUUUACCCAUUUAUAAGCUUUGUGGGCUCUGUACACAGAAAAGCACUAAUACAUUAUUUAUGUCAUCAUUGAAAGAUGUUCCUUAUAGAUGCUUAUAACAUGUAAAGACUUGAUUGAUUUGUAGUGAAAUCCAAUUUCAGUUUCUUA
This is a messenger RNA of Morus notabilis, 2059 nucleotides long. Its product is annotated as probable chlorophyll(ide) b reductase NYC1, chloroplastic. The transcript has 10 exons. The record is from RefSeq and is a predicted model, not a curated record. Bases 187 to 1734 code for a protein of 515 amino acids. Gene Ontology annotation, biological process: chlorophyll catabolic process; PSII associated light-harvesting complex II catabolic process. Gene Ontology annotation, molecular function: chlorophyll(ide) b reductase activity. NCBI's taxonomy places the organism in Eukaryota, Viridiplantae, Streptophyta, Magnoliopsida, Rosales, Moraceae.